AUGCCCCUCAUUGAAGAUAUCAAUCCAACUACAGACAGCAUGGAAGAAGUGUCUCCCAAAUGUUCGCUGCCUGAAUUGUACGCAUUUGUUGAGGAUUUUAAAAAAGAGAGUAAGAAAUGUAAUAUUGAAAAAACUCACAAUAUGUCUCUUAGUGACGCACAGAAAAUGCUUAGUCAAAGCUUGCAUGGCAUGUCAUUCAUAAGCGGAACUGGCCUGAGAAGAGGAGACCCCCAACCUGUUCUUACGUGCACAUUGGUUAAAAAAGAGAGCUGGGACAGGCCCAAAUCAAUGACUGACCUCCUCCACCACAGCCUCCUGUCGGGCUCCCUCUCUGCGGUGCACAAACUCCACAGGUCCCAAGACAGGCUCGCUCAGAGUGGAAUCCCUCCGCCCACACACACCUUCCCUUAUGAGAUUCUCCUGGAUUACAACAACUCGUUGAACACAGCUGCCGUAAAGAAGAAAGUUCAGAACACCUUGGUGUUAUGCAAGCUGGCCAUUUCCAAGAUCUCUGUCCCAGAAAAGUUUAUCGCUGAAGAGAAAGUUCCUACCUACUUCUUAAUUAAUCCAGGUAAUCUAAACAGAUGGGGCCCCAUGGGAGAAAAUUAA
Loxodonta africana (African savanna elephant) is the source of this 609-nucleotide messenger RNA. It is a transcript of the gene C9H9orf153, whose product is annotated as chromosome 9 C9orf153 homolog. NCBI's taxonomy places the organism in Eukaryota, Metazoa, Chordata, Mammalia, Proboscidea, Elephantidae. The coding region runs from base 1 to 609 and encodes 202 amino acids. The transcript has 2 exons. The record is from RefSeq and is a predicted model, not a curated record.